AUGAGGGGAUCUUAUAACAAAAACCUGUUCUUGUACCACCUCACUGUCAUCACAAGAACAUCAUCACCCUCAUUUCUGAUCCCUUCACCAUCUUCCCUAUUCCGUGCUCCCAAUUACACCACAGUCACAGAAACCCUGGAAAAACAAUCCUUUACGGUGAAUUACCUCGUCAACAAUUGUGGGCUCCUCCCAGAUUCGGCUCUUAAAGCUUCAAAAUACGUACUUUUUAAGACUCCAGAGAAACCCGACUCAGUCAUCGCACUCUUCAGGAGCUUCGGUUUCUCAGAUUUGCAAAUUCACAAUGUCAUUCGGAAAAAACCCCGGAUUCUCGUCAGCAAACCCAAAGAGACCAUCUUGCCCAAGCUCGAGUUCCUCAUCUCCAAAGGUGCUUCAAAAUCACAACUUGUCCGCAUCAUCGAUCUCAACCCUCUAAUCUUGCAAAGAAGCUUAGAGAAACACCUAAUCCCCACUUUCGAUUUGUUGAACAAUUUCAUUCUUUCUGAAGAAAGGACCAUUGCUUCUAUUUUACGCUCUGUCCAAAUUUUAACUUCUUCAACGUCGCAUCGGAAUAUUAACUUGCUGGUAGAUUUAGGUGUCCGUGAGAGAAGCUUGGCAAGGCUACUUCGCCAAUGGCCUUGGUUGCUUCUGGUCAAUUCUAAAGACCUUAAGAGUAUGGUAGAUGAAGUCAUUAAAAUGGGGGUUGAUCCCGCCAAGGCUAAUUUUGUUCCUGCAUUGUAUGCUAAGCUGCUUCCAAAGUCCAUGUGGGAUAGGAAAGUUGAGUUGUACAAGAGGUUUGGAUUAACUGAUGACAACAUUCGUGAGGCUUUUGUGAAGCACCCUUUCUGUAUGCUGAAAUCUGUGCAGAAAAUUGAGGCCUGCAUCGAAUUCUUUGUCAAAGAACUCGGUUGGAAGCCUCUUGAUGUCACCAAUUAUCCGGUUCUUCUCUCGCUGAAUUUGGAGAAAAGGGUUGUUCCCAGGGCUGCUGUCUUGAAGAUUCUUAUGGCCAAUGGUGCCAUUAAGAGUUGUAAGCAUUUGUUAGCAUAUACUGUUUCGGAAGAGAUGUUCUUUAAGAGUUAUGUGAAUCGUGGUAAGGAUCAAGCACCGGAGUUAUUGAAGCUGUAUCGGGAGAAAAUGAAUCUUCCAGUAAUGGAUAGUAAAUUGAUGUCUUGA
Molecule: messenger RNA, 1170 nt
Organism: Arachis ipaensis
Lineage: Eukaryota; Viridiplantae; Streptophyta; Magnoliopsida; Fabales; Fabaceae
Product: transcription termination factor MTERF15, mitochondrial-like
Biological process (GO): regulation of DNA-templated transcription
Molecular function (GO): double-stranded DNA binding
Source: RefSeq, a predicted model, not a curated record